Molecule: messenger RNA, 473 nt
Organism: Papaver somniferum (opium poppy)
Lineage: Eukaryota; Viridiplantae; Streptophyta; Magnoliopsida; Ranunculales; Papaveraceae
Exons: 2
Coding region: 42-374 (110 amino acids)
Source: RefSeq, a predicted model, not a curated record
UUCUUUAAUUUGGAUUUUGAUUGAGCAGUUGAGUAUGUUCCAUGGCAGUUCACUUUAUACUUCUUCGGGUUUCGCGUUCUUCUUUUGCUCAGUCAGCUUAUACUUCUUCGGGUUUCGUGUUUAGUUCCUCUACUGAAAUGGGAUUUUCUUCGGAUAGUUUUGCAAAUUUUUUCGCUGACAGUAUUCCUCUAAAUAUUCCAGAAGCCGAAAAUGAGAUUGAUGGGAAAAUUCAUCUUGAACCUUACCCUUUGGCAACUCUUCCACCGAAUCCUUUUGUUACAGACGAAGAAUUUGUAAAAGAAGCAAAUCUCAUGAUGACUGACUCUGUUGAUGCUAUGGAUGAAGAGCCACCUGCAGUUCAUGACCCUGAAUGAAGUGGAAACAAUUAUGCAUUUGUUUGUCAGAUGUCCUAUAGUUGCUCAUAUUUGGUUUGCCUUUUCAAUUCAGCAUAUGGUACCAGAUAGGAUAGAUUG